Molecule: messenger RNA, 5202 nt
Organism: Anopheles moucheti
Lineage: Eukaryota; Metazoa; Arthropoda; Insecta; Diptera; Culicidae
Gene: Cyp4g15
Product: cytochrome P450 4g15
Exons: 12
Coding region: 199-2919 (906 amino acids)
Biological process (GO): protein phosphorylation
Molecular function (GO): monooxygenase activity; heme binding; ATP binding
Source: RefSeq, a predicted model, not a curated record
UUAUACAUCGUUAGAAUUAACUUUCCUUGCUGUACCGUAGCGAAACAGUUGUGAAAGAUUGUGCUAUCAGUGGUGAAAGAGCGCGGAAGCGAAAGCAUCCGUCAACUGCACCACCGUAUCGGUGCUCCUGCUGGACCGAUAGAAACCGAUUAGAAUUUCCGUACGGUUGGUUGGCGGACGCGUGUUCUUGUGUGCGUUAUGUGGUCUUUUUUCUCACGCGAUUCCUCGAAAGACUUUCCUUAUGAAAUCGGAGAACAAGUGCAACAGUUUGACACGAAAAGCAUCUGGAGUCUACACCGUGGCAAACGGAAAGGAUCCAAUGAUGAGGUGUCAGUCUUUACAUAUGACAUCAAGAAUGGUUCGGACAUUAAGCUGGAGCUAGCGAAAUCCGCACUAAAGCGACUGAAAACUCUGCGCCACCCUAGCAUUCUUCAAUUUCUAGAUAGUCUGGAAACGGAUAAGGUACUAUACGUAGCCACCGAGCCUGUCGAGCCGUUAGGUACGCACAUCGGCAAGCUAUCAGCUGAAGGACCUCAACGGGACUUGUAUCUGGCCUGGGGUAUCUUUCAAAUCACGCGCGCGUUAUCGUUUCUUAACAACGAUGGUAACCUGCGACAUAAUAAUGUCUCUGUAUGGUCGGUAUUUGUUAAUACAUCAGGCGAAUGGAAGCUUGGUGGACUGGAAUACGUAUCUUCAACUGAGUUACCGGUGGUACCACCGAUCAAAAUACCGCCAUCAUUAGAAAUUUAUGAUCCACCGGAAAAGAGUGACGCAAACAAACUGAAAUCAGCAACAAAAUGCUCCAGUGAUAUGUGGGGUCUUGGCUGCCUGGUAUGGGAAUCCUUUAACGGACCGUUGAAAACGCGAGGAAACUUGAAAAACAUUGAAGGCAUUCCAAAAUCGUUAGCUCCUUUGUAUUGCGAGCUUGUCGGCGCUGCACCCAUAAGCCGACCAAAUCCGGCAGAUGUUAUUACCAAAUGCCGGAAACCUGGUGGAUUUUUUAAGAACGAUUUAGUGGAUUCGCUUCUAUUUCUAGAGGAAAUUCAAAUAAAGGAUAAAGUGGAAAAAAUGCGAUUUUUUAGCGCACUUACAUCGCAAAUAGACAACUUUCCUGACAAUGUUUGCAAGCACAAAAUUCUACCCCAAUUAAUAACGGCCUAUGAGUAUGGUGAUGCCGGAUCUGCAGUUUUAGCCCCAAUGUUCAAGCUGGGACGACUCCUUGAUGAAGCAGAAUAUCAGAAGCGUAUAGUGCCAUGUGUAGUAAAGCUGUUUGCUUCGACCGAUCGCGUUACACGCUCUCGUUUGCUGCAACAACUCGAUUUGUUUAUUUCCCAUUUGCAGCCCAAUGUGGUGAAUGAUCAAAUUUUUCCCCAAAUCGCACAUGGCUUUCUAGAUACUAAUCCGACAAUUAGGGAACAAACAGUGAAAUCUAUCAUUCAUUUAGCACCAAAGCUAAAUUACAACAAUUUGAAUGUUGAAGUACUGCGUCAUUUUGCACGACUGCAGUCAAGAGAUGACCAAGGCGGUAUUCGAACGAAUACGACUGUGUGUCUAGGUAAAAUUGCGCCGCAUUUACAUCCCCAGGUCCGACAACGUGUCCUUGUCUCCGCAUUUAUACGAGCGAUGCGUGAUCCGUUUCCACCGUCGCGAGUGGCAGGAAUUUUAGCGCUUGCGGCUACACAACAAUAUUUUUUGUUAAACGAAGUUGCCAUUCGUAUUUUGCCUGCUUUAUGUCCCCUCACGAUGGACGCCGAAAAAUCCGUACGCGAUCCUGCCUUCAAAACACUACGUGGAUUUUUGGGCAAAUUAGAAAAAGUAUCAGAAGAUCCAAGUCUACGCGAGAGUAUGGAAGCUGAUGUGCACACAGCAACGCCGUCGCUGGGAAAUGCUGCUGCAACAUGGGCCGGCUGGGCAGUGACAGCGGUAACCGCCAAAUUCUAUCGCAGUCAAAGCGACACGGCCCGACCGAGACCACCACUAACGGGUAAAACUUUGAGUAAACCUGCUUCUUUGGAACAACCUUCAAGUAGCAGUAUAUCAACUACCACCAGUAGUGUUACAUCGAUGACCUCACUGGAACAUGAAAGCGCUGACACAUCUGCUUCAGCAAGCGAUUACGGACCCGAUAAUUGGGACCAAGAAAACUGGGGCGAUAUGGAUACUUCUCAAGAUCCAAGCAGUCCAAUGGCAGGUACAUCCAAUCAACUAAAUCAGAACCUAAACAUGAUCGGUAGUGUAAACGAUAUGCGUGAUGGUUGGGAUAAUGAAGACUGGGGAAGCCUUGAAGAAGAUCCGCAUGAAACCGAACUGAACGAGAAAGACGAAGAUGAACACAAUCAGGCACAGCAGAAGGAAGCGUCACACAUGGCUAACCCGUCUGCAAUUUUACCUAACCUUGUGUCCUCGAUCAACAACAGCAGCAGUGGUGGUUCUUUCAAUAUGGGUCGCGGUGGGGGUGGCAGCAGCAGUAGCAAUAGCACAACAAACAAUACAACCAACUCGUCUGUUACGGACAGCACAGUAAAAGCAAGUAGCAACAACAGCAGUAGUAGCAGUACGUGUGCCAGUACCAAUACUAGCAACAGUAACAACAAUACCAUCAACACCAUGGCGAAUCAUAUCAGCAGUCCUAGUAAAAUGAUCGCUCUUAAGAACAUGAAUAACCUACUCAACACUAGCAGCAGUAACAGCAAUCAACUGACCGGUUGGAACAAUGGUGGAGGUGCGGGAGAUGGCUGGGGCGACGGAGAAUUUGAAUCACUAGACGAACCAAGUGCGGGUGGUAACGCGAAAAUGGACGAGGCGCGUCGUAAGCGCGAAGAGAAGAAAAUGCAGCGGCAACGCGAAUUGGAGGCAAAGAGAGCUGCCCGUACUGGUUCUGGCGGUGGUCCAAUGAAGUUAGGUGCCAAAAAAAUUUAAUCCGAAAGCACAACGUCCUGUUGGCUCACCCAGAUAACGUGUACUAUAUGUUGCGUAACGCGUGAAUACAAAUGGUCGUUACAUUUGGUUAAAUCGUGGACGAUGUUAGAUGUCUAAAAUAUGGCAGGAAAUACGAUUUGCGUCGGCUAAUACUGCUAUACGGUUAAAAUAGGUCCUGCUGUAAUGACUGGCCGAAGAGCAUAAGAUUGAUGCUGCACAGCAGUAGAACAUUACUAGCAAUGCAAAACCACACCAUACCAAACUGAAUUAACAACAACAAAAAUAGUUAGUAGGUGUGUGGUGCAAAAAGACUGCGCUUUCUGUACGGAACAGUGUGAAGCGUAACGAAGGUAAAAAGAAAACUCGAAAUUCUCGUAAAAGCCUUUUUAGAUGAUAACAAUAAUAAGAUCUUCAUAAGCCCCAGAAUUAUACGAUGCAAUCAUCCGGUGCAAUGUUCGGUGAUCGGUGAUAUUGUCUCUUCCCUUGGGUUUUUUGUUGUUAUUAAAUUCCUUAAACAAUGCAACGGGUGUACCGGUCUUUCAUAUAUACAAAAUUGGAUACUCAUCAUACUGAACGUGUGUAUGUGUGUCUUCUGAAGCGUAAAGAGUAAUGACAAUGAGUAAUAAUCAUACCAACGUAUAACAACUUCGAGUUUUAUAGUUUUCAUUCCACAUAAUGUUUCCCGAGUGCGUGUGUUUUUUUGUCCAACUUUGCUAGGUAUUAGAUUGGAUUCUAAAGGAAAUUUAAAUGCAAAACAAAUCACCAUUUCAACAUCAGAUGUUUCGAUCUGAUAUCGAUCGCAAAUGGUUUAGCCUCGGAACGGUAAGCAGAAUAUAUGUAACAAACAUUUAAAAUAUACCGUGAAACAAGAUGCACGUAACGGCAAACAAAUAAAUUUCGUCAAGACAAGUGAAUAGCUUUAAUAGAAAAUGUACGAAUUUAUAGCGUCAGAAUUGGUUUAACAUGGUCGAAUAGAUCAAUGAUUUUGCAAUUGGAGAUGUUUUCGCUGAAAGUUAAGGAUCUGACAAGGGUUCCAGCGGCUUCACACUGCUCCUGCAUGUUUACUAGAAAUGAGUUUUUCCUCACGCCCUUUUUUAUCAUUAAAAAUAUUUGCAAUCUUCUUAAUUGGUAGUUACGUAAAUGUGGACAAAGUUAAAAAAAAAAGUUUCGUACUCCGUUAUAUUUCCAUGCUUGCCCUUUAAAAGGGUAGAUGCUGGCAGGAGAAAAUAAUUGCCUAUCGAUAGUUUAACGAUGUCACCAGAAAAACAUUGGUAUUUUUGUUUAAGACAGUUCCACUUCGCUGAACAAAGCAGUCAGGGGCCAAAAUCUAUCGGUAUCCAUAAGUUACAAUGGCUCGCUAUCAUAGUAUUACUUAGUUGCUUCCAUUUCAAAUUUACAUUGAAUACAAUUAACAAAAAAAGAACGAGUGAGAGUUAAUUGAAAAGUUUUUUUUAUUCCUUCCAUUGGUAUUGGGUUUGUAGACGUGUAUUACAAACUCGAGACUCACCUUUAUAAAUCAUGCUUGCGAUGAAGAAGUUACCUAAGUCAUACAAAGGUAGCUUCCAUUAGUAACAUUUGUUUUACCUAUAAUCAACUUUUGCAUUAAGAUGGUCACAUUAUACCUGUUAUGUGUGUUUUGGCCCGUAUCCAUCAUCCAAGACAUUUGAUACUGCAUCGGUCCAAACACGAAAGCUUCUACUGAAUUGUAAAUCUCACUAGAAAAAAGAUAUAUUCAGUUUGUACUAAUGUUAUCAACAAUCGUUUGUCUAAAAUUUCCUUUUGCAGUUGCUUGAUUAACAUUUUCUUUGCGAAAAAAUAUCAUUACCAUGAUUACUGGGGUGCGCUAUCAGUAGUCAUUCUAAUGCUUCUAUUAUUGCAUAUCCAUUUUUAGGAAAAAAUGACCAUGUUCUUUUCCUGUCGUUCAUUGACAUUUCUUUGUACUGGCAAGACUUCCUUUUGUGGUUAUUAAACCCCCUUCCCCACCCUUCUGGGCUCUGUCAUGCUCAAUGAUGCGUCUAAACAUCGCAUUGGAUGAAUCAAUUCUAGAUAGGUAGAGUAAUCGAUUCGACGAAAUCAUAGAUAGAGUAAAAUUAAAAUCUAAUAAUCAAGCACCUUAGCAAACUUUUAAAAGUAACAGUGCACGACCACGUCAACGUCUUAAAAACUAAACCAGCGUAAGUGAAAAACAAUAAAGCAAAAAUACUGUAAUUAAUCGCAUUUUCCAAAUGCUAUAAUUUGGUCCGAACUGGCCGGAAAGGUGAAAAUCAGAAAUCGAAAACUACC